AUGCAAGCAUCAACUAAUAAGCGAAAAGAGGAGAAUGUUGUAACACAGAAUGCACAGCCUACUGAAACCAAAUUGUCGAGACAAACCCGUACACACAAAAACAAAAAACUUAGGUGUAAUCAAAAACAAGCCGAGAUGCUUCACGAGUUGGAUGUUGAUAUCCCUUUGCUAAUCAAUGAUAUCAUCUUCGAUCCAUCUCGUGAAUUAGUCCAAUUCAAAUAUAUAGCAGAACCAGAGUGUAUUACAGAUCUAAGUAGCCGAACAUUAGUUCACUUAGAGCAACUCAAUGACUACAAUGCCAUUAUACUUGCAACUAAUGCUGUAAAUAAUUAUUAUUUUCAUACAUUGGAGCAUCUAUCAUAUCGAAGCGAUGAAUUUUGGACCAAUUUUAUCAAACAUUUCAGGGCUUAUACCAGAAACAACUUGCUCCCUUUUACAAGCUUCAAUACUGCAAACUAUUAUAAAGAUUUAUAUACGAAAUUGAGCAGGCUAUCAUGGGGUUCAUUUGCACCGAAGCCUUUUGGAGUUUUCCUAAUGAUAGCUAUUAAUUUUAAUACCACUAGUGACUAUCAUUGGGAUGAGCAUGAUAAGGCAAAUAGUUUAUGUGUCUUAGUUGUACUAGAAGAUUACGAAGGAGGAGAGUUAUGUUUUCCUCAGUUCCAAAUAGUCAUACAUCUUAGGCCAGGACAAAUCGUAGUAUUUGCCUCACGUUUAUUACUUCAUGGUAAUUUUUCAGAUUUUACUAAAGCUUAUAUUAAGGCUAGAAUUAAGAAAGGUGCUAAUAGACCAAUGGUUUCUGAGCAAGAUCUCAAUAAUGCUUAG
This is a messenger RNA of Racocetra persica, 822 nucleotides long. The record is from the annotation of a GenBank genome assembly. NCBI's taxonomy places the organism in Eukaryota, Fungi, Glomeromycota, Glomeromycetes, Diversisporales, Gigasporaceae.